Messenger RNA from Plutella xylostella (diamondback moth), 1159 nucleotides. It is a transcript of the gene EMC8-9, whose product is annotated as ER membrane protein complex subunit 8/9. The record is from RefSeq and is a predicted model, not a curated record. NCBI's taxonomy places the organism in Eukaryota, Metazoa, Arthropoda, Insecta, Lepidoptera, Plutellidae. Gene Ontology annotation, cellular component: EMC complex.
AAAUUCUUAGCCAAUUUAGUCCAUGGUAUACAAGAAAAUUUAAAUUAUUUCAAAUUAAUACGCUUUUCUAUUGAAUAUGAGUGAUACGGUUACAAUAGAAACCAAGGCUUUUGCUAAGUUGGUCUUACAUGCUGCAAAGUAUCCCCACUGCGCUGUAAACGGGGUGCUUAUUGCGGACGCAUCCAAAAUCAAAGACGGCAACAGGAACCAGGACCUGGAGGUUGUGGACGCAAUCCCACUCUUCCACCACAGCCACUAUGUCACUCCGAUGGCUGAGGUUGCGUUGACCCAGAUUGACAAUAUGGUACAAGCAGAAAACCAAGUAGUGGUUGGAUACUAUGCAGCCUGUGAGAACUUCAAUGACAACAGCAUUGAAGACUGUCCCGGACAAAAAAUUGCUGAGAAAAUAGCAGAAAUGUUCCCUGGUGCAAUAUUUAUAGUGAUUGACAACAAGAAGUUGGUCCAGCAAUUGGACUCCGCACCGGUGAAGCUGCACAAGUGGAAUGAUGGCAAAUGGAAACCCAAGCCUGCUAACAGUAUAGAUUUCCAAACUCCAUAUGCUUUGGAGACUGUCUCCCAUCUGCUUCAGCGAGGGGUUCAGAAAGACUUGGUGGACUUUGACAACUAUCUGGAUGACCUUACAAUGGACUGGACCAACCUCGGAAUUGAGAAGUUAGUGGCUAGUCUCAAUGCAUCCAACUCUGUUGACUUUAUGGAUAAGAAUUUCUAGGAUGGUUAACAUGGGGAUGGUAAGUAUUGAUUGUAUUUUAAGAAUGGUAAGGUGUAAAACUAUGAAAUAAUUUAUUGUGAGUGUGAGGUGUACCUCAAAACUAAAUGCAACUUUGUAUAAUACAUAUGGAUAGUAAAUUAUGUAUUGAUAUGUGUAAUAUAUGAUGAUAUAAAUCUUAACAAGUGGAUUGUUGCAGAUAAAAGAUUAGGAGUUUGAAUGUAAUUAAUAUAUUCAUGAACCAAAGUGCAUUUUUAAAACUAUUCUAUGAACUCAAAAUAUAACUUGUUUUGUUCUAGAAUAAACAAAUAUCAUUUUUUUUGUUGUGAUUUAAGUAUAUCAUUGAUUAUUUAUGUUUAUGUUAAUAAUCACUAUAGAUUACUUGUAUGUGUACCUAUCUAUAAAUUACAGACUUAUUUAACAAAUACAAAA